Messenger RNA from Antrostomus carolinensis (chuck-will's-widow), 570 nucleotides. Its product is annotated as cation-independent mannose-6-phosphate receptor-like. Gene Ontology annotation, molecular function: signaling receptor activity; D-mannose binding; insulin-like growth factor binding. Lineage: Eukaryota; Metazoa; Chordata; Aves; Caprimulgiformes; Caprimulgidae. The record is from RefSeq and is a predicted model, not a curated record. Gene Ontology annotation, cellular component: late endosome; trans-Golgi network; plasma membrane. Gene Ontology annotation, biological process: lysosomal transport. Bases 1 to 570 code for a protein of 189 amino acids. The transcript has 5 exons.
AUGCAUAUGCAAGAAAACUUGCCUGAAGACAUGCAGCGUGCCUCAUGGUUGGAGAAAGUGACAGGUGACAUAGGCUUGCAAAAACUUUCUAGAAGUCUUCUGGAACUCAACACUACAGGUCACUGCUUGCAGCAAGGUAGUCAGCACCAAAUUCAAAGCAACAUUAACUUCCUGUGUGGGAAAACACUGGGUACCCCUGAAUUUGUGACAGCAACAGAGUGUGUCCACUAUUUUGAAUGGAGGACCUUUGUGGCUUGCAAGAAAGACUCGUUUAAACCUGCGAAAGAGGUCCCUUGCUAUGUGUUUGAUAAAGAUUGGAAGAAACACGACUUGAAUCCUCUCAUCAAAGUUUCAGGACACUACUUGGUGGAUGAUUCUGAUGAUGAAUCUUUGUUCAUAAACGUUUGCAGGGACUUAGGGAGUUCAAGUGGAGAGACCAGAAACUGCCCUGCUGGCAGCGCUGCUUGCUUGUUAUAUGAAGGUCGGGCAUAUGAUGUUGGCCAUCCAAAGGAACAGCUGGAACUUCAUGACAAAGACAGGUAUGUAAUUUUUGUGGUGGUACUUCUGUGA